Messenger RNA from Cladophialophora immunda, 1381 nucleotides. RefSeq lists its product as uncharacterized. The record is from RefSeq and is a predicted model, not a curated record. The transcript has 2 exons. NCBI's taxonomy places the organism in Eukaryota, Fungi, Ascomycota, Eurotiomycetes, Chaetothyriales, Herpotrichiellaceae. Gene Ontology annotation, molecular function: protein kinase regulator activity. The coding region runs from base 1 to 969 and encodes 322 amino acids. Gene Ontology annotation, cellular component: protein kinase CK2 complex; cytoplasm.
AUGGCGUUCCUUGUCGCUCUCGCUCUCCUGGCAAAAUGCUGCCUCUUCACAGCCGACUUCCUCCUCUCCAACAUCAUCGCUUACUACAUUCUCCAGAAGGGCAUCGACAUGAUGGAGGAGUUCCAGUCCGAGACCGACAGCGACUACACCAGUUACUGGCGUGACUGGUUCAUCUCCUCGCGUGGCAACGAGUACUUUUGUGAGAUCGACGAAGAAUACAUCACCGACCGCUUCAACUUGACUGGCCUUAACACGGAAGUCCACUACUACCAACACGCUCUCGACCUCAUCACUGACGUAUUCGACCUCGACUGUGAAGAUGACAUGCGCGAGACGAUCGAAAAGUCUGCACGUCAUCUGUACGGGCUCGUCCAUGCGCGCUACAUUGUCACCACCCGCGGCUUGGCCAAGAUGGUUGAGAAGUUUAAGAAAUCUGAUUUCGGCCGUUGCCCACGGGUCAUGUGUGAGAGUCACCCGCUUCUGCCCUUCGGACCGAGCGACAACCCGGGCCUCAAGACCGUGAAGCUCUACUGCGCCAAGUGCGAGGACAUCUACAAUCCCAAAUCAUCUCGUCACGCCGCCAUCGACGGUGCCUACUUCGGCAGUUCCUUCCACAACAUCUUGUUCCAGGUCUACCCCGCUCUUGUCCCGGUCAAGUCCAGGAGACGCUACGAGCCCAAGGUCUUCGGAUUCAAGGUGCAUCACGCGGCUGUCUUGGCCAGGUGGCAGGAUGCUGUGAGGAGACAGCAGCGCCGACGAUUGGAGGAAGCUGGCGUGGUCGCCGAAGGGCAGCAAUUGUUCAUCGAGGGUGCCGAGAGCAGCGACGGGGCCGGUGACGAUCGCGCCGAAGAACUGGACGACGACGAACUCGGCGACAAUGGUGAUCGCAGAAUGGCUGCUGCCGGUGGCGAGACCGAGGGUGUGGCCUUGUACGGAGCUAACCCAGUUGGUGGGCAGGCAGCGCACUGAACAAUGGAAUCACGACAUGCAUUGAGAAACGGCGUUACGAGAUCAUGGCAGAUUUGAUGUAACGAAUCGGUUGAGGAAAAGCGUGAAGGCGGGUCAUUGCUUGCACAAAGAGUGCUUGAGCACACCGCCGGCGUCGGCAUCGGCGUCCAGGCGUUCUAUCGUCCUCUGGGACCACUGAACACAUGGGGAAUUCAAUGGCUGAAAUAUGAAGAGCUGUGAGGGCUUGAUCGAGGGUAAGGUGUGUUGUGCAAAGGACAGGGCACAGGUCAUACCGCCAGUAUGUAACGGAGACAUCGUUCUAGAAAUACUGAACUUCAACCAGCUUGAAUGAGCAGAUCCGGGUUCAAGAAUCAACUCUCAUUAUUGUAGCUGGCUGGAAGGCGACCGUUUGCCUGCCCGUGCUGCAUUUUGC